AUGUGGACCUUCUCAUCUCAAAGACACCUUCUCCGCACAGUGUUUUCACUAGCAACAGUGUAUAAUGUUGCCUUUGGAACGCCGAUUGACCAACAUCUCAACUGUGAAAGCCACCAAUAUCCUGGUCCCAUCAACCCAAAUUUUGAAACAGGAAACCUCAAUGGCUGGACAGUAGUCAGCGGAGAUGCAUUCGGCAACGCUUCAGUUACCAAUUUAGUCUCAUACUGGGGCGGGCCUUUCAAUCAAGUCGGCCAUUAUUUUCUGUGGGGAAUUGAACAAUCUGAUGAUGCGGCUAUUGGACAAAUUAAGUCAAGCUCCUUCAAAGCAAGCUCGUAUAUGAGCUUUCUGGUCGGUGGAGGCUACGAUCCUGUCAAUCUCUAUGUUGGCCUAGUGCGAGACAGUGAUGGCAGGAUGCUGCUCAACCAAACUGCCACAAAUGAUGAAGCUCUUAUCCGUAUCAUCUGGGACACCAACGCCUGGGCCGGUGAGACGGUUCACAUCCUUGUCUAUGACAAUAGUACUGCUACUUCUUGGGGUCACAUCAACCUUGACGAUGUUCGAACAGGCUGCUCUGCUCUUGGAGAUGAUGGUCUACAUUUCAAUGUGCUUGGCCUGGCCAACCAGCCAGCGGUUGGGAGCAUGCCGACUUGCGAGAUUUACGCGGCUGAUCCACUGCGACAACAAUUUCACUACACGCCCUAUCAAGGGUGGAUCAAUGAUCCUGCCGGCCUCAUUCAAUGGAAUGGACGCCACCAUCUGUUUAGCCAGUUCAACCCUGCUGAGCCUCUGUGGGGGCCGAUGCACUGGUCUCACGCUGAUAGUGCAGAUGCUGUGCACUGGACUCCCCUACCAGUUGCUCUCUACCCGCCCUAUCCAAACAACCCAGCGGAUACAAGCGGCCGCUAUACGGGUAGUGCCGUGCUCGAUAAGGAUAACAAGGGUGCCCUUCGUCUCAUUUUCACGGACGCCACCGACAUAGCUUUCCACCCUGACGCGGUGCCCGAGGUCGUUUCGACGGCUGCUAGUUUAGAUGGCAUCCAGUUUCCCCUUGACCCUCACAAUCCAGUCAUUUCGAGCGCGCCUGCGGAUAGCCCCAGUGGAUUCCGUGAUCCCAAAGUCUUCUGGGAUGCUAUGGACGACAGUUGGAAAUUAGUUGUCGGAUCCGGUGACAAUGUAACUGGAAAGGUUCAGCUUUACAAUACCACGGACUUUCUUUCAUGGAACUAUAUGGGGGUUCUUACCGAGGGAGACGGUACCACUGGAACGAUGUGGGAAUGUCCUAACUUCUUCCCCAUUGGUGACAAAUGGGUUUUGUUCUACGGAGGUGAUAAUCUAGGCUGGUACGAAGUUGGCACCUAUAAUGGUACUAAGUUUGUCAGCGAAAAGCUCGGCCUUGUCGACUCCGGCCCGGAUAGCUAUGCCAUGCAGUGGUACAAAGAUGACGCUGGUCGCAAUCUCGCUAUCACAUGGAUGGGUAACUGGGUUACCUCCAAAUGGCCCAGCCGCGUUAACGGCUGGGCUGGCCAGCAGUCUAUCACUCGGGAACUUUUUAUUCGCGCGGAUGGUGGUCUUGGUAGCAGGGCUAUCCAGGAAGUGGAGACCCUGGCGAGCGGCUCGACUAUCACAAUGAACCACAAGAGGAUCAGUAGCGCGGUCACGUUGGGAAGCAUGAAGACCGCCCGACUUCAAAUGACAGUCGAUUUGGCUUCGACCAAGGCCUCUGCCUUUAGCAUAAAGAUGUUCUCAUCCAAAGCGGAAUCCGCGCUGGUCACAUACGAUAUCGCCAACAAGACAUUAGUUCUCGACACGACUGACGCAGGCUAUGGUCAGGCAGGAACUUGGGAUGCCAUGAUUGACGUCUCAGAUGACAAGCAGCUGAGCCUUGACAUUUUCAUUGAUCGUUCCAGCCUGGAAAUAUUUGCGGACGAUGGGACUGUCUUCACGGCUACUAUCUGGCCACGGUAUCAAGAGUCCACGGACAUUAUUGUUGCGGGCCAUGGAGGCGUUGUGACUUUUGAAGAGAUCAAACUCACGCCUAUGGGUUCCAGCUGGUGCUAA
Penicillium odoratum is the source of this 2058-nucleotide messenger RNA. RefSeq names its product glycoside hydrolase family 32 protein. The coding region runs from base 1 to 2058 and encodes 685 amino acids. Lineage: Eukaryota; Fungi; Ascomycota; Eurotiomycetes; Eurotiales; Aspergillaceae. Gene Ontology annotation, molecular function: hydrolase activity, hydrolyzing O-glycosyl compounds. The record is from RefSeq and is a predicted model, not a curated record. The transcript has a single exon. Gene Ontology annotation, biological process: carbohydrate metabolic process.